Molecule: messenger RNA, 542 nt
Organism: Cuculus canorus (common cuckoo)
Lineage: Eukaryota; Metazoa; Chordata; Aves; Cuculiformes; Cuculidae
Product: ELMO domain-containing protein 3-like
Exons: 3
Coding region: 51-542 (163 amino acids)
Source: RefSeq, a predicted model, not a curated record
GACCACGGCACGCAUCUAAGCCUGUAUCCGUAGUCAUAUUAUUCUCCUCCAUGGAUCUCUGUCAUCCCAUGGGUUUGAGGUUGCACGGAUGUGGCAUGAAAGGGCUAAAGGUGUCAUCAAGGCACCGUGUGAGCCAGGUAACGCUCGUUCUCUUGCAGAAUUUCCCCUUCUGCCUUAUGUCUGUGAACAUCACCCGCCUCGUCAUCCAGGCCCUGAGGGAGGAAUGUCUCUCCAGGGAGUGCAACCGCCGGCAGCAGGUCAUCGCCGUGCUGAACGACCUCUAUGCGGCGACCUUCCUCCAGCUCUACCGCCUCUGGAAAUGGCAGAACAAGACCAUCGCCGACUCCAGCUUCGUCCUCCAGGAGCUGGAGUUCUCCACUAAAAAGAAACCAAAGCAGCUCCUGAAAUACCUGGAGGCUUAUAUGAAACCAAAGGCCUGUGGCCUGUGGCCUUCAACAUCUGUCCCUUCCCUCGACAUCCAUUGCAGCAGCCAGGCCAGUGAAGAAAUUGCGUUCAUGGGCAUCUGCGAUCCAAGGGUUUGA